This is a messenger RNA of Salpingoeca rosetta, 3399 nucleotides long. RefSeq names its product TKL protein kinase. The transcript has 5 exons. Gene Ontology annotation, biological process: protein phosphorylation. Lineage: Eukaryota; Choanoflagellata; Craspedida; Salpingoecidae. The record is from RefSeq and is a predicted model, not a curated record. Gene Ontology annotation, molecular function: ATP binding; protein binding; protein kinase activity. Bases 1 to 3399 code for a protein of 1132 amino acids.
AUGCUGUCCCCCUCCGUGGACACAACAUUGAAGCAACUGGAAACCACGCUCAAGGAGCAUCGCGUGCUGUUCGCCACGGGACAGUUGCGUCCACGAAGCACUCCUUCCACCACGAUUGACCUGUCAUCGAUCCAACGCAUGAUGAACGCCUUCUCUUUGGCUGCAACAGCAACGAGCGCACAACCGCACCCCUCAUGCACACGCGUGCGCCGCGCUGAUAGCGACGAACAGCAUGCUGGCCAGUGCACCCUGCAAAGCAUCCUUGAUGGCUCGUGCCCUGGAGCUAGCACCAGUGGUGUACUUGACCUCACGGUUUCUGGCCACGAAGCAGUGAACAGCACAACUGACACGAGUACUUUGCAAGCGGCGUCAAUGACAGUGAGGCACUUGUCUUUGCAAGGGCACGUUGAAGCAGAGGUGCUUCAGUGGAUUGUGAACCAUGGCAACUGGACCAUGUGUACGACGGUGCGCAUCACUGGUGUGCAGUUCCCAGUGUUUCAAUUGAGCGUGCUCAACGUUUUUCCCAUCCUGGAUGCCAUCACUAUCGAGCACAGCACACUACUCCAGGCAGUUGACACAGGGGGGUUCGAGCAUGCGGCACAGCUGUUUGCGCUUCGUUUGCGAAACAACUCCCUUGCAUCGGUUCCAAAACUUGCAGGGAUGACAUCCCUGGUCGAGCUUGAUUUGGACCGCAACAAAAUUCCGCGCAUCCAAGCAGAUGCAUUCGAGAACCUCACAGCCCUGUGUGAGCUCUUUCUCCACUCCAACAGCAUCAACAUUCCCACUGGCGCGUUUCAUUCACUGAAACACUUGACGUGGCUGGAGCUGGGCGCAAACCCGAUUCGGCAGCUAGACGCACACGUGUUUGCUGGCCUAACGCAGCUGCACACAUUGAAUGUGGGUGGCACCCUCCUGACCUCCCUGCCACCCACCAUCUUUCAGACAAACCGCCGAUUGAAUGACGUCGUUCUCGAAGGGAACCUCCUCACCUUGAAUGUGACAAUAACCGUCUCAAGUGUGCUACCGCCCGACCUCUUUGUACACACGCCCAACGUGCGGACGAUAAGCUUCAACAACAAUCGCCUUCGGCACGUCGACGGGCUGUUUGACACAGAGUUUCCACGCCUCGAGCGCAUUGACAUGGCGGCGAACGAACUGACCCAGUUUCUCAUUCCCAACCCAUGGCCUUCCCUGCACACCCUCGUCCUGGGCGACAAUCCCAUGCAAUACAUGCCAGACAUGACGAAAGCGCCUGCUCUUCGUGUGCUGCGCAUGCAGAACCACGGUGUCAAAAGGAUCGAUCUUACACCGCUUCUGACUCUUCCAAAUCUGACAACUGUCGAGCUGGACGCAGCGCAUGAUGACGACAGAACCAGCAGAGCAGUGUUGGACGCCACCAACUUGACACCUUCUCCACACCUGCGCACCCUCAGCUUGCAACACGUGGACGUGAGUGAGGUGCUUGGCCACCUGCUGCAACUGCCACUUCAGCUUCGAGUGAUUGGACUGGGAUGGCCAGGCGCCGACAACCGCACUUUGCCAUUGGAAAUGGUAUGCAAUGUACUGGCAGACGAGGUGGACGUGUUUCGCCUCGUCAACACACGGCACACGAGGUUGCAUCUCUGUGCGAACAAAACCUUCCAAACUGUUCAGAUCCAACGCAACGAGCACCUCAAGCUGGUCAUCGUCCCCAGUGCGCUGAGAGAGCUGAACGCGUCCGAUUGCACGCAGUUAACUCAGAUUGACGCGCCGUUCAUCGAUGUGUUGGACAUCAGCAACACACGCAUUCAGCCCAGCACUGCCUUGUGCACGCGGUGGGGCCGCCGUGUUUUCUUUGCGCGGAACCUGAGGGCCGAGAGCAACUUCAACUCGGCGUCUGCUCCGGCUACCAUUUCCACAUGCCUGUUUCUCCUUGAUGUGGUUGAUCUCUCGGGGAACAAGUGGCUGAAUGACCCCGUCGAAGUCAACCGAAUCGUGGGACACGAGAUCGCCCUAUCCGAAUCAAAUCUCCGCCGCAACGGACGAGUUUUUCCUCGCAGGCCUCGAGCGCCAGUGCUGCAACUGCAAGACGCUCCCAUCGAUUGCGCGCUUCAACUCUCGAGCGGAGACUUUGAUCUUUUCGAUAACACGAUCCCUGGGCUAGUUGGUUCAGUCACUGAGAUUGUGUACUCCUUUCAUUGCCAGUGCUCACAAGGGCAUGAGAUGCGACGCGAGCGGUGCGAACCAAUUGAGCUCGACAUUGUGCCGGCUGUGCUGGGGACGCUCGCUGGCGUGCUUGCACUGCAAGCGUUGCUGUUCAUCGGGUACCGCACGUACAAGAGGCAAAGGCGUUUACAAGCAGACAACGCGCUCAAGGACCAAUUGCUGGUAGAGAUGGACGAGGAGGUGAUGGCGCUGAAGAAGGCGUGGGAGAUUGGGUAUGAUGAGCUGAAAAUGAUGAAGCGAGUUACUGCGGGCGCAUUUGGCGUGGUGUUCAAGGCAGAGUGGGACACAGUGACGGUGGCCGUCAAGGUGCUGCAGCAAGCCGUCAUGGCAUUUGGUGAGAGCACGGUGUUGGAAUUUGAGAAGGAGGUGGAGUUCCUGCAGCGGACACGGCACCCGAAUGUGGUGCGGUUCUUUGGUGCGGGGACAGAUCCCAACGGCAGCCCGUUCCUGGUGCUGGAGUUUGUGGCGAUGGGGUCCCUUAAAGAUUUGUUGGGGAAGGACGUGGAGCAAGCGUUAACGGAGGUGGAGCAACGGAAGCAAAGUGGUGAAGAAAGUCUGGGGCAGGGUGUGACAGCAUCAGAGAUCGUGGGUGAGGAAUUGACGUUGGUGAGCACAGGACGCGACAGAAGGCCUGGUUUGAUGACUGUGUGGGGUCUGAAGCUGCGACUACUGCGCGAUGUUGCCAGUGGGAUGGCCUUUAUCCACAGCCUCGACCAGAUGCACCGAGACCUGAAGAGCGGCAACGUGCUGGUGUCUGCUUCCCUUCGCGCCAAGAUUACGGACUUUGGGUCCAUUCGCCAGUGCUUCACACGUGACAGAAAUCAGCAGCAAAGGAUACGCCUGUCCUCAAGCCAUGAUGAUUACCCUCAGUACAGCCAGCAGGCUGGGCUGCAGACGAUGACCAGCAUGACACUGACGGCUGGUGUGGGCACGCCACUGUACAUGGCACCAGAGGCACUGACGGGCGACAAGUACAGCUUCGAGGCAGACGUGUUUAGCUUUGGCGUGCUGAUGUGGGAGGUGGGGACGCAGCGACAACCUGAUCUGAUCGAGCAGGAGAAGGGGAGUGGGUAUCGGGGACCAAUCCUCGCCACCAUCAGCAACUUGAUGGCGGAAGGGAAGCGGUUGCGGUUUGAAGACAGUGAGGCAUGCAUGUAUUGCGGGGUUUGGAACGACGCAAAGUGCAAGCAAUAA